AUGGACAGCAAAGGGGCUCCCAUAAUGGAACGUCAUGGUGCCCAACCACUUGAGAUUCCCCAAGGGCCCGAGAGUUGGGACGCCAAACAACGAGGCCAGUCCGAAUUAGUUCAACUAUACCCUGUGCUUAAGGACUCCCAAAACAUUCAAAACCUCCGCUGUCCUGCCCGGGACACAGCUUCCCAGUUCUCAAGUGGAUGCAAAGCCAUAGUAGACAUUAUUGCUAUCCAUGGCCUUGGAACAACGCAUGCUUCUUACAUAUGGAAGCCAACCAGCGCGGGAGAACCUCGAGGAGCACAUUGGCUUCAAGACCCGGAAAUGCUACCGGCCGCGAUUCCAAAUUCAAGGAUAUUCACCUACGAGUGGAACUCUGGGUUUGAUCAGAACGCGGCCAUGAAGAAUAUGGCAGAGCAUGCCGAUGAGUUGCUCAGACAAUUAUAUAAGUUGAGGACCGCACCCGAUUCAACAGGCCCAGACGGUGAAACUCGGCCUAUUAUCUUUAUUGCUGCUUGUUUUGGAGGGCUGCUAUUGCUUAAAGCGCUCUCUCAGGCUGUAACUAUAGACUACCAGUCUCCAUACUCUUUGAUUCCGCUGCAAACAGCAGGUGCUAUUUUCAUGGGCACACCGUUCUCGGGCAGUCAUACGAUACUGUAUGAAACAUGCAACCUGCGGAUGCGUAUCGGAGAACAUCUCGGGAAAGAUACUUCCAAAUACCUCGUAAGCCUUCUGAAAAGUGACAGCAGCGAAUUGGAGGAGAUAGUACAAGACUUUAGACAAUUAAGUUCGCGGCCCGAGUUCGACUUCCCUAUAUGUUGCGUCUACGAAACAAGAGACGCGGACUACAGUACAUCAAUGGGUAAAGUCAGAAAGAACCUACAGAGGAAAAUGCGGGAACGGAGAGGCUGGAGGUUUGGCAAAAACGACAGAGUGCUUGAUAAGCUGUGGAUGGAGCUACAAGACACAAUGGCUCGUGAUUUAUCCAUGAUGGUUGUAAAUUGCCAAUCAGCCACCCUUCCUGGGCACGAGAAACUCGCUCUUGACGUUAAGCACGGCAAUUUGAUACGAUUUCCCGGGGCAGAUGAUCCGUCUUUCAGAAAAAUUGCAGACCUCGUGAAGAGGAUGGCCGGGGAAGCUUCCGAAGUCCUGCGCCGAAAACAAAACUAG
Clonostachys byssicola is the source of this 1164-nucleotide messenger RNA. The record is from the annotation of a GenBank genome assembly. Lineage: Eukaryota; Fungi; Ascomycota; Sordariomycetes; Hypocreales; Bionectriaceae.